This is a messenger RNA of Asterias rubens (European starfish), 1350 nucleotides long. RefSeq names its product angiopoietin-related protein 4-like. Lineage: Eukaryota; Metazoa; Echinodermata; Asteroidea; Forcipulatida; Asteriidae. The record is from RefSeq and is a predicted model, not a curated record. The transcript has 6 exons. The coding region runs from base 74 to 1081 and encodes 335 amino acids.
AUCAGUCACAGCAUUUAGUUGCAGCUUCGGGAGGGAACCGAACCCCAAGGAGAACGGCAUUAUACGGUGGGUCAUGCCGUUAAAUCACCGCCUACGAUGCCAGUGUACCAGCAUCUACCCUGGGGGCAUGAACACGUAUACACCCGACAGAGGGUUUGAUCCGUUUUACACCGAUCGCCCUCUCUUCACAGACCUCAAAAUAGAAAUUGACAACUAUUUCGAGUGUGAAAAUUGUUCACUGACAUGUGAAAACGGAGGUACAUUCAUAGACGAUCCCUGCCAUUGCUCGUGUGCCCAAAACUGGACCGGCAAAACAUGUACUAAGUGUGCAUUGACUGGCUGUGAGAAUAACGGUACCUUCAAUAAAACAACCUGCACGUGCACAUGCCCGAAACAGUGGAUGGGAAAUACCUGUACUGAUACCAGAUACUACGACUGCCAAGACUACUCCAGCGAUGGUGAACGUGGGAUCCGUGUUCGCACAAUUUACACAUCCAAGUAUCCACGAGGCCUUAAAGUAAACUGCCGGGGACCAGGAAUUGUUAUCCAGAGGCAUAAAAAUCAAGAUUUCGAUUUCAACCUCGGCUGGGGCGAUUACAAAGAUGGCUUUGGUGACGUAGCUGGGCAAAAUUUCUGGCUGGGAAACGAGAAGAUUCGUCAGUUGACUGAAGAUACAACCAACACCUGGACUAUACAAGUCCUCUGUUGGCUAUAUGGAUCGGGCAAUAAAUCUCUCGAAGGAAAAAUUCAGAAAUUUCGCCUCUUGGGAGAAAACUACACUCUCCAAGCCAAUGACUCAAUUUCUGUAGAAGGUGGUACGAUUCUAUCUGCAAACAACAUGCCAUUUUCGACACGGGACAGAGACAACCGUGGUGACAGUGAUGUGAACUGUGCCGAAGAGUUGACGGGAGGCUGGUGGUUCAAAGGUUGUAGCGGGGGAGGUACAACGGAGAUCAACCUUAAUGGUGAAUAUAUCGCUAACGGUACCAAUAAAGGUUUAAAACGUCCCCAAUGUGCUGACAACAACUGUCCGUAUAUAAGGCGAACCCUUAUGGUAAUAAAACGUAACAAAAGAAAUUAGGUAUGAGUUUCGACUCUAUAGCGGAGUCUUUCUUGAAGGCAAAAAUAUGACAACACACCACAACACGUGAAUAUAUAAAAAUGAAUGGUUCCACUCAAAUCUCAAAAACUAAAAAUGCAUUUCAGGUUUGUAAACAUAUAAGAGACUCAUAAUGACCCUUAUUUCUACCAUUUAAGUUAUGUGUAAAUGUGUGAACUGUCUCCCAUUUAUGGGAGUCAAUUUUUUUACUCCCAUAAAUGGCCGACCGUGUUAGUUCGCAAAGUAAAAGG